Cottoperca gobio is the source of this 1598-nucleotide messenger RNA. Its product is annotated as ER degradation-enhancing alpha-mannosidase-like protein 2. Gene Ontology annotation, cellular component: endoplasmic reticulum; membrane. Gene Ontology annotation, molecular function: mannosyl-oligosaccharide 1,2-alpha-mannosidase activity; calcium ion binding. Lineage: Eukaryota; Metazoa; Chordata; Actinopteri; Perciformes; Bovichtidae. The record is from RefSeq and is a predicted model, not a curated record. Bases 1 to 582 code for a protein of 193 amino acids. Gene Ontology annotation, biological process: carbohydrate metabolic process; endoplasmic reticulum mannose trimming; mannose trimming involved in glycoprotein ERAD pathway. The transcript is spliced from 4 exons.
AUGUUUCAAUGUAGAAAGCAAAAGUACAGGAAGGAUCUUUGGACACUUGUCUGUCUCUCUGUCCAGGUGGGGAACCACAUUGACAAGAAGUGGGUUGCUCAGGAUGCGGGUAUCGGAGCGGGGGUCGACUCCUACUUUGAGUAUCUGGUGAAAGGAGCCAUCAUGCUGCAGGACGAAGAGCUGCUCAGCAUGUUCCUGGAGUACGAUCGAGCCAUUCAGAACUACACCCGGUUUGACGACUGGUACCUGUGGGUCCAGAUGCACAAAGGAACCGUCUCCAUGCCAGUUUUCCAGUCUCUGGAGGCCUUCUGGCCCGGCCUGCAGUCUCUCCUGGGGAACUUGGACAGCGCAGUGAGAACCUUCCAGAACUAUUACUCUGUGUGGAGACAGUUUGGAGGUCUGCCGGAGUUUUACAGCAUCCCUCAGGGUUACACUGUGGAGAGAGAGGGAUACCCACUGAGGCCAGGUGUUACGCCUCAGACACAGGGAAGGAAGACUCAUACGCACGACUCCGGACACAAUGGGGCUGUUCUGGUCCUCACUCUUCCUCUCCGACAUGAAGUCGCCGCCCUGAGAAGAUGACCACUUCCUCCUACAACAGCAGCAGCAGUCAGUGAAACACAAAACUUAAACAUAACUUUCCUCCAGCUGCCCGUCCAGCUGCCCGUCCAGCUGCUCGUCCAGCUGCUCGUCCAGCUGCUGGUCCAGCUGCUGGUCCAGCUGAUCGUCCAGCUGCUGGUCCAGCUGCUGGUCCAGCUGCUGGUCCAGCUGAUCGUCCAGCUGAUCGUCCAGCUGUUCGUCCAGCUGUUCGUCCAGCUGUUCGUCCAGCUGCUGGUCCAGCUGCUGGUCCAGCUGCUGGUCCAGCUGCUCGUCCAGCUGUUCAUCCAGCUGCUCGUCCAGCUGUUCGUCCAGCUGCUGGUUGGAGUGGUAGUACUUGAUGUGGUAGUGCAGCAGGCUCGCCUUCCUGAACGACUUGGUGCAGCCGGCUGCGGGACACUUGAAGGGGUUGUGCUCCAACUCAAUGGAGAGAAUGUGUAACAUUAAUUGCAAAAUGAAUAAACAGAAAUGUAGUAAAUGUAUGUAUAAUACGUAAUGGGAAGUAAUAUAUUUAUAUACACAGAGAUGUCACAUAGCAACGUGUGCAGCAAACAUCUGGUCAUUAUUUGGUUUAUAUAUUCUUUGCAGUCAACAUUUUGCCAAUUUUAGAUUCUAAUAAAUUCCUGUCUCGCUGCAACUUGUGUUUAAUAUUUGAGAACUUUGGCUUCUUUUUUUGAAUAACAUGUUUAUAUAAAACUCAAAGUGAGCUUUCAUAGAAAUACUUGUUUUGUGCGGACCAACAGAACUCAUGUAAUGUAUCUACACUUGAAACAUUUAAAAUGAUACCCAGCUGUUUGGGAUGUGUACCGUAUGUGCUUUAAUCCUUAAUAAAUGAUAAGGCGCAGACGCAUGACUUACAGUACCUAGCCCUCAUUUACAAUAUAACUGUACAGUUUGUAUGCAGUGUUUGUGUUUAUGUGGAGCAUAAUGUUUUGUAUAGUUUGUCAGAGCUCUUACGUGGCUCUCUGCUGAAUUUGUGAGUGGUGGGCAGGUGGGCCUGG